AUGGAGACUACGCAGAAUACAACAGCACAGGCGGCACGAACUCUUUGGCAAUUCGCACAAGUUUGGUUUCAGGAAUUCCCAGAGUACAAUACCGAGGACAAGGAAAUCUCCCUUUGGGGUACAUCAUACGGCGGGUUCUGGGGAACCGGAUUUUUCUCACACGUUGUUGAUCAAAACAAGUUGGUAACCUCAAAACGACAUCAGAAUGUCAAUGCCACGGUGCUCCCUCUUGGGACUUUGGGCAUAGGGAAUGGCUGCAUUGAUACAGAGGCGCAAGCUUCCAGCUAUCCCAAUAUUGCAUACAACAAUACAUAUGGCAUCGAGUCUUACCCGGAGGAAGUGUAUGAUCUUGUCGUAGGCAACCUCACAGCCCCCGAUGUGGGCUGCUAUGAUACAAUCAGGCAAUGCAGAGCUCUGAGAGCUGAAGGGGACCCUACCGGACAAGGCACAAAUCAGACUGUGAAUGAGGCUUGUCAGGCUGCGUCUGCUGUGUGCUUCGGUGUUGUCUUGGGAUCUUACGUUCUUACUACCAAUCGGUCUCAAUUCGAUCUGACCCACCUGAGAAUAACGUCAGACAUCUCCAAUUAUUUUGAAGGCUUCUUCAACCAGAAAUGGGUCCAAGAGGACCUUGGCGUUCGCGUCAACUUUACCAGCAACGAUUACUCGUACCAAGUUGCCAUGUUUCAGAUGACCGGAGACGCGAUGAUCCAGGACAAGUCAUUACUAGAGAACGUUCUCAACAGCGGUGCCAGUGUCGCCUUGGUCUACGGUGACCGUGAUUAUCAAUGCAACUGGAUCGGCGUCGAGAACAUUUCUUUAACUGUGGAAUAUCCUUCCGCGACAUCGUUCCGUUCAGCCGGCUACGCUGAUAUUGUAACAAACUCUUCCUACAACGGAGGCUUGGUCCGACAACACGGUAACGUGUCUUUCUCACGAGUCUUUGAGGCAGGCCACGCCGUGGCUGCCUAUCAGCCUGAGACCGUCUACCAGAUAUUUCAGCGAAGCAUGUUUGGCAAGGACGUUGCCACGGGUAAGGUCACAGCCGAUAACGACUACAGCUCCCAAGGACCACUCAGCAGCUGGGACACCAAAAACCAUGUGCCAAAUGUCACAGAUGCGAACCAGUGCUAUACGUAUGAAGCAUUGGAUACUUGCACAGAUGAGCAACUUGAGGCUUUGGCGGAUGGCUCGGCCGUGAUCAAAGACUUUAUCGUGCAAAGUCCUGGAGGAGCGAGGUUGGAUGCAAUCUCUGGAACCGCAGUGCCGGUAGGGACAAGCGAGUCAGGAAAUGGAAACAGCACGGGCACGGAUGGGGAGCCCAAUAUCGCCUCAGCCUUCUCUCCAGGAGGCGCCCAUUUUACCCUGGCGAUGGCCUCAAUAAUGCUUGCCUCCAUGUUGUUGGUCUAA
Messenger RNA from Phaeoacremonium minimum UCRPA7, 1407 nucleotides. RefSeq names its product putative carboxypeptidase protein. Gene Ontology annotation, molecular function: serine-type carboxypeptidase activity. The transcript is spliced from 5 exons. NCBI's taxonomy places the organism in Eukaryota, Fungi, Ascomycota, Sordariomycetes, Togniniales, Togniniaceae. Gene Ontology annotation, cellular component: fungal-type vacuole. Gene Ontology annotation, biological process: proteolysis. The record is from RefSeq and is a predicted model, not a curated record. The coding region runs from base 1 to 1407 and encodes 468 amino acids.